Molecule: messenger RNA, 2111 nt
Organism: Malurus melanocephalus (red-backed fairy wren)
Lineage: Eukaryota; Metazoa; Chordata; Aves; Passeriformes; Maluridae
Gene: MFSD11
Product: major facilitator superfamily domain containing 11
Exons: 13
Coding region: 75-1424 (449 amino acids)
Source: RefSeq, a predicted model, not a curated record
GGUUAAGAGGAAACUUUUAAAAGAAAAAAGAGUUUUUCCAGACUGAAGCUGAGGACUUGGGAAGAAAACACAARAUGUCUUCUGAAGGAAAGAAGCUUUUCAACAUCAUUAUUUUGGGAGUCUCAUUUAUGUUUAUAUUCACUGCUUUCCAAACCUGUGGAAAUAUCGCGCAAACUGUUAUCACGAAUUUAAACAACACAGACUUUCAUGGCAGUGGCUACACAAGCAUGUCCAUUAUUUAUGGAGUGUUGUCUGCAUCAAAUCUUAUAUCACCUUCAGUGGUUGCAAUAGUAGGACCUCAAUUCUCCAUGUUUGUUAGUGGUGUAUUUUAUAGCCUGUACAUUGCAGUCUUUAUCCAACCUGCUACAUGGUCUUUCUACACUGCCUCUGUGUUUAUUGGCAUUGCAGCUGCUGUCCUCUGGACAGCCCAGGGAAAUUGCUUGACUGUAAAUUCUGAUGAAAACACCAUUGGAAGGAACAGUGGAGUAUUUUGGGCACUCCUACAGUUCAGCUUGUUUUUUGGAAAUCUGUAUAUAUACUUUGCUUGGCAAGGAAAAACUCACAUAUCAGAGAGCGAUCGCAGAACUGUCUUCAUUGCUCUGACUGUUAUCAGUCUUGUGGGCACAGUUCUGUUCUUUCUGAUUAGGAAACAAGAGGACACAAAAGCUCCAGGGGAUGAUGAUUCCACUAACGAAAUCCUGGGGGAGAGCUCGUCUGCAGGAAACAAAAUGAUGAGAGCAGUGGCUGCCUUCAAAAAAUCUAUUACACUGAGCUUCACCAAAGAGAUGAUGCUUCUCAGUGUUACAACAGCCUAUACAGGUUUGGUGUUAACAUUCUUUUCUGGAGUGUAUGGAACAUGCAUUGGUGCUGUGAAUAGGUUUGGCAGUGAAGAGAAAAGCCUGAUUGGUCUCUCUGGUAUUUUUAUUGGUGUUGGAGAAAUCUUGGGUGGAGGAAUCUUUGGCUUGCUGAGCAAGAAGAGUCGCUCUGGCAGGAACCCAGUGGUGAUGCUGGGCAUCUUUGUCCACUUCAUAGCCUUUUAUUUAAUYUUUUUCAACAUGCCAAAUGAUGCCCCCAUUGCUCCCAUGGAAGGAACAGAUCAAGUUGCUUAUAUGAUUCCAAGCAAAGAGGUGGCCAUGCUCUGCAGCUUCCUGCUGGGGCUCGGGGACAGUUGCUUCAACACCCAGCUCCUCAGUAUUUUGGGAUUCCUCUAUUCAGAGGACAGUGCUCCUGCCUUUGCCAUCUUCAAGUUUGUUCAGUCCAUCUGUGCUGCAGUCGCCUAUUUCUACAGCAACUACUUCCUCCUGCAGUGGCAGCUCCUGAUCAUGGUGAUCGUGGGCUUUUUUGGAACAAUCACCUUCUUCACGGUGGAGUGGGGAGCAGCAGCAGCUCUUGCUGCUCGGGGCUCAGACUACAGCAGCAUUUGAUCCCUGUGCCAGGCCUGCUCUCACUGCAGGAACAGUGCAGGCAUGAUUUUUGGGAAGUAUAAAAAGGUGAAAGAGGUCGAGUUGCUGCGGAGYUUGAGAUGAAGGAAGCUGCUACUUCAGUCCAACUGAAUGUGAAACAAGAGRAAAAAAAUGCCACAUUUGAAAGGCUUUUUUUUCCUUGCUUUGAUCACCUGAAUGGGGUGUAUGUGUUGUUAAAAAUCUGGUAUUGGAAAUGGAAGGGAAUGUCGGGAUCCAUGUAUUGAGCAAUUCUCUUCUGAGUUGUCCCUUUCAGAAUGUAAUUGCCUAAUUUUGCUCUACCAUGCAUUGCAGAAUUACUUUGGGGUUUUUGUCCCUUAAAUUAUUUUUCCUAUAUUCUAGUUCUGCAGACAUUUGGAUUCCUGUAUUGAAUAAGUGAUAUUUUUAUAAGGUAGAUUAUAUUGCAGAUUGUGUCUGCACAGCUGAGAAAUCAAUUUGGCAUUGAAUUUUUCAACAAUUAGAUGUAAGGAAGUAUUUCUUGGGAAAUGUUGCCUUAUUCUGUAUUGCUCAGCUCCUUGCUUCCCAGCCAUUUGUUUAUUAAUCUGUUUCAUGUGCCUAGGUUGUCAGAUCCAUGAGGGGUUUUGUUUGUUUUUUCUUCUGUUUUGGGCUUUUUUGGUUUUGGUGGUUUUAAUUUUUUUGUACGGAAGUCAA